CGAUCUACCGACAUUCAAUGUCAGAGCCAUGUUUGCAUGGAGGAAAGACAGCAGUGAUCCAGGGCUGUGUGCAACAAGAUGGCUCCAGGCAGGGGAAACUAAACUGGCCAGCGGAGAGUCCAUAUUGUACUCCGGACACCCAGAAGACACAUCAUCACAUACAGAGGGAGUAGGUUUCAUGUUAUCCAAAGAAGGACAGAGGGCCCUCAUCAGCUGGGAAUCCAUCAACUCUAGAAUCAUAACAGUAAUGUUCCGUACCACAUAAAGAAAUAAACCUUCAAUUAGUACAAUGCUAUACCCCACCAAGGGAUGAAGACACCGUGGACAAGUUUUACAACCAACCAACAACAAAGACGUCAUGAUUGCAGUGGUCUGUACAGACUACAACUUGAUCAUAGGAGGAUUGGUUUUCUCACACAAAUACAUGCACAAUGCAACAUGGGUGUCACCCAACCACACAACAAAUCUGCAUUUACCAAAAGUUUAGACGCUCACUGCCAGAGUGACAAGGACCCUGGAUCAGACCACCACCUAAUAAAAUAAAAAAACUUUACUUAACUAGGGCAAGGAGGGGUAGAAACAGACUAACACUGUAGCUACAUCUCAGAGUCAUCAUCGUCCUCCACACCUUCCUCUGUCUGUCUGAUCAGGGUAUUCUGAUCAUUCUCCUCAGAAGAAACACCAUGGUCAACAAUAGCACUUGGUCCUCCGGUGGGGGUACAGCAUGCAACAACUCUUCCUUUUGCUGGGGCCAAAACACCAAUGGCACCAAUAGUUGGGGGAUGUUACCAUUUGGCGAGUUUUUCUGGUCAUUCCUCAGCAUGAGCAUGGACGAGGUGAUGCACCAGUGUCGCAUACUUGGCAAUUCCACUGUCUGGUUGAGCAUCAAGAUCUUCAUUCUGUUUACGGGUCUUCCAGCCAACCUGGGCCUGCUGUGGAUGUUGAUGAGCAGCAAGAAGGCCCUAUCAGCAUCCGAGGUCCUGGUCCUCAACUUGUCCAUCCUGGACAUCCUGUACUGCCUCUGCCUGCCCGUGGACAUCUACACUGCCAUGCACCACGACACGUCCAAACAGAUGCUCUCAGCGGCCAGAGCCCUCUCGGCCUUCAACAUCUUCGGCUGUCCUCUCCUGCUGGCCUGCAUGUGUGUGGAGCACUAUCUAGUGGCAGCGCGGCCCGUGGCCUACAUGCGACUGGGGAAGUGGAAGUACCACGUUGGGGUGUGCGCCCUGGUCUGGCUCCUCACCCUGGUGGUGAUGCUGCUGGCCUACUUCCAGGGGGUGUUCUCCAUAGCUCUGUACUUUGCCGUCACCAUUUCAGUCCUGUUUCUGAUCAUGCUGCUGUGUCUGGUGGGCAUCAUGUGGUCGAUGUGCCAGAGUGGGACUGGGGAGGGCUCUGGGGAGAGGUCGGGGGGCAGCAUGAACCUUUUGAGGAGAUCUCUGAAGAACAUCUUGCUCAUCCUGGUGCCCUCGGCGGUGGCCUACACUCCUCUAGUGGCCCUGGUGCCCUUCAUGUCCGUGUGGCACCCAGAGAAGGAGGACCAAGUGGCUAACCGCAUACACUGCUGCAUCCUCCAGUUGCUCCUGGCCGUCCCCAACUUCGGCCUGUACAUUGGACCCUUGUUCUACAUGUCCCGCUUCAGACAGCUGCUCCCCUGCUGCAGGAAGGGGGAUAAUAAAGUGCUAGCAGACUCCAAGGCACAGGCAGAAUAGGCUAUCUUUCAGGUGUAUUUAGAUAUACAGGAAAUAGUUCGAUCUCCCUGUGAUCCGGUAUGAAAUGUAUAUUUAUGACAGUUAUCAAGUUAAAUAUGUUUGAAUCGUAUUUAUAUUUUUCUAGCCUGGGCAACACCAACUAGGCACAAACGGGUUGAAUCAACAUUCUUUCAACGUCAUUUGUUAAUAUAUUGUGAUGUGGAGUCCACGUGGAAAAUACAUUGGAUUUGAAAAAAGUAAUCAAUGUGAACUGUUGUUUCGAGGGUGAAAUGUUAUCCACAUGGUUAUGUCAUCAUGGUAUCCACAUUUCAACAAAGUAAAAUCUUGUAUAAAAUAUGUUGAAUUUGUAUCUUCAAUGUUAUAUCCACUAUCAGAAAAAUAUAUAUAAGCUGCAUACAGUACAUCUUCGCAGGUCUGUGGAGAUCUUCACAAUUGCUGUAAUAAUAUGCUCAGAAUCUCAAACGUCAUUGAUCAUUGUACUUUGUACAUCAUGUACAUUUAAUGGAAUCUCAACUGCAAUCCAGGUCAUUUGGUUCUGCAAUCCAGGUCAUUUGGUUCGGCAAUUGAGGUCAUUUGGUUCUGCAAUCCAGGUCAUUUGGUAUUUCCAUAUAAAACUUUGCUGUGAUUUUAAAUGGCUUAAAACGCAGUGAUAGACUAGAUAGAUAGAUUUGGUUGAUAACUAAACCAAAAACCAGACGUUGCUUUUCCAAUGGAAUUUGGUUGUGCUUUUAGAUGGUUGAAAGCAUAGAGAUAGCCCAUUUCAAAAUGUUUUGAUUGGGUGAAUAUAGGUUGUAAUUUCAUUGAUCCAUGUCCCAACCAAAUAUGACUGAUUUAUCCACAUUGAAAUGACGGGGUGUGCCCAUGGGCAGUGUGUUUGUGCUAUCAUGCCCCUCCUCAUCAUGCCAACAUGACGAGGAGUUGACAUGAUAGCUAAAACAGAACUGG
Oncorhynchus gorbuscha (pink salmon) is the source of this 2654-nucleotide messenger RNA. Its product is annotated as P2Y purinoceptor 8-like. Gene Ontology annotation, cellular component: membrane. Gene Ontology annotation, molecular function: G protein-coupled receptor activity. NCBI's taxonomy places the organism in Eukaryota, Metazoa, Chordata, Actinopteri, Salmoniformes, Salmonidae. Bases 684 to 1709 code for a protein of 341 amino acids. Gene Ontology annotation, biological process: positive regulation of Rho protein signal transduction; phospholipase C-activating G protein-coupled receptor signaling pathway. The transcript has 3 exons. The record is from RefSeq and is a predicted model, not a curated record.